Molecule: messenger RNA, 2654 nt
Organism: Alnus glutinosa
Lineage: Eukaryota; Viridiplantae; Streptophyta; Magnoliopsida; Fagales; Betulaceae
Product: alpha-L-fucosidase 2-like
Exons: 10
Coding region: 49-2583 (844 amino acids)
Biological process (GO): carbohydrate metabolic process
Molecular function (GO): alpha-L-fucosidase activity
Source: RefSeq, a predicted model, not a curated record
CGAGUCUAUACGCUGUUGUUGCCACCGGAAAUUCAGUUAGUUUCAGUUAUGGGAGAUGGAGGGUGGGUUUACGUGCGACAGCCCACGGAGACGGAAUUGUGGAACCCAAGCUCGAUGGAGGCCGAGAGCUCUUCUCAGCCUCUGAAGAUCACGUUCACUGGGCCCGCCAAGCACUGGACCGAUGCGCUCCCCAUCGGCAACGGUCGGCUCGGAGCCAUGGUCUGGGGCGGCGUCGCAUCGGAGACUCUCCAGCUUAACGAGGACACACUCUGGACCGGGACGCCUGGCAACUAUACUAAUCUUAAUGCUCCAGAGGUGCUUUCAGAGGUCAGGAAACUUGUUGACGAUGAUAAAUACGCUGAAGCUACUACAGAGGCAGUCAAGUUGACUGGAAAUCCUGCUGAGGUUUACCAACUUCUUGGUGACAUCAAGCUGGAAUUUGAUGCUUCCCAUCUUACCUUUGCUGAAGAAACUUACCACAGAGAGUUAGACUUGGAUACUGCAACAGUAAGAGUAAAAUAUUCUGUGGGUGAUGUAGAAUUUACAAGGGAACACUUUGCUUCCAAUCCCGAUCAAGUAAUUGUUACAAAGAUUUCUGGAAGCAAACCAGGAUCUCUAUCAUUCUCAGUGUCUCUAGAUAGCAAGUUACCCCAUCAUUCAUACAUUAAUGGGAAAAAUCAGAUUAUUAUGGAAGGAAGCUGUCCUGCUAAAAGGAUUCCCCCAACAGUGGAUGCAAAUGACAAGCCAAAGGGAAUUCAGUUUUCUGCAGUUCUUGAUUUACAGAUUAGUGAUGACAGAGGUGUGAUGCAUAUUUUGGAUGACAAGCAGUUGAGGAUUGAGGGUUCAGAUUGGGCUGUUUUGCUUCUAGUCGCUUCAUCUUCAUUUGUUGGGCCAUUCACUAAGCCUUCAGAUUCUAAGAGGAAUCCUACUUCAGAGUCACUCAGUGCGUUGAAGCCGAUGAGAGAUUUGUCAUACUAUGAUCUUUAUGCUCAUCAUUUGGAUGACUAUCAGAAUCUCUUCCAUCGUGUCUCACUGCAGCUUACGAAAAACUUGAAGAGCAUUAUAUCUGAUGGGUCUCUGGAAUUGAAGAAACUUACGCCCUCUGUAACCGGUUUAUAUCAUAAGGGAAGUGAAGAUAACAUGGUUUCAACUGCAGAAAGAGUCAAAUCUUUUCAGACUGAUGAAGAUCCUUCCUUGGUGGAGCUUCUUUUCCAGUAUGGUCGAUAUCUACUUAUUUCUUGUUCACGGCCUCGAACUCAGGUGGCAAACCUGCAGGGAAUAUGGAAUAAGGAUAUUCAGCCAAAAUGGGAUGGGGCUCCUCACUUGAAUAUUAAUCUUGAAAUGAAUUAUUGGCCUUCCCUUCCUUGCAACCUUAGCGAGUGCCAGGAACCAUUGUUUGACUUCAUUUCCUCUUUGUCAAUUAAUGGACGUAAAACUGCAGAAGUAAACUAUGAAGCAAAUGGUUGGGUUGUACAUCAUAAAUCUGACAUUUGGGCAAAAUCAUCGGCAGAUCAAGGUGAUGUUGUAUGGGCAUUAUGGCCGAUGGGCGGAGCAUGGCUUUGUACCCAUUUAUGGGAUCACUACACUUAUACAAUGGACAAGGAUUUUCUUAAAGUCAAGGCAUAUCCUUUGUUGGAUGGAUGUGCAUCAUUUCUGUUGGAUUGGUUGAUUGAAGGCCGGGAUGGUUAUCUUGAAACCAACCCUUCAACUUCUCCAGAACAUGACUUUGAUGCUCCUGACGGUAAGACUGCUUGUGUGAGCUACUCAUCAACAAUGGACAUGGCAAUUAUAAGAGAAGUUUUUGCUGCAGUUGUUUCUGCAGCUGAGGUUCUGGAGAGAGAUGAAGAUGAUCUUGUUCAAAGAGUGCGCCUGGCUUUACCAAGGCUGUAUCCAACAAAAAUUGCUGGAGAUGGUUCCAUUAUGGAAUGGGCACAAGAUUUUGAGGACCCAGAUGUGCAUCAUCGACAUCUUUCGCACCUAUUUGGCCUGUUUCCUGGGCACACAAUAACUGUUGAGAAAGCUCCGGAUCUCUGUGAAGCUGCAGAGAUUUCUCUCAACAAACGAGGAGAGGAUGGUCCAGGAUGGUCGACUACAUGGAAAGCUUCUUUGUGGGCCCGUCUCCACAACAGUGAGCAUGCAUAUCGGAUGGUCAAGAAGUUGAUCAACCUGGUGGAUCCGGAUAAUGAGGAACCAUUUGAAGGAGGACUAUACAGUAAUCUAUUCGCAGCACACCCUCCUUUCCAGAUUGAUGCCAACUUUGGUUUCAUAGCAGCAGUUUCAGAAAUGCUUGUCCAGAGCACCAUAAAUGACCUGUAUUUCCUUCCUGCUCUUCCCCGGGACAAAUGGGCUAAUGGUUGUGUGAAAGGAUUGAAGGCGCGUGGUGGGGUAACAGUCAGCAUCUGCUGGGAAGAAGGCGAUCUUCAUGAAGUCGGUCUCUGGUCGAAGGACCUCAAUUCUCUAAAAAGAUUACACUACCGAGGAACGAUAGUCACAGCAAACAUAUUAUCUGGCAUAAUCUACACAUUCAAUGCACAGCUAAAAUGUGUGAAGACAUGCUCUCUGAAAGAAGCAGCUUUUCCUUGAAUGUUAAUAUCAAUUAUAUUUUAGGAACAUUGCUCAUAUUUUUCUAAUAAAUCUUUCGUCUUUUUUGGGCC